AUGAAAACUGGCGAAGAGCUCAAAGUAGUAGCAAAGUAUCCUAUUUCACAUGCUAUUUAUUGCUUGAUCAUUGUUCAAGACAUAGUUUGUCUAGGAUGCCAACAAGAUCUCAAGCUUUUGGACCUCAAGACUUCCUCUAUUGUUGAUUUCUAAAAGAGCGAAUAGCCAGUAAUAACUAUUCUGCCAGAUCAAAGAAACCAAAGCAUCAUUAUAACUCUCAGUGGAAACGGAAUUAUUUAGGUGGUAGAUCUGAAAACAAAGGUACUUGUAUACAGAGUGAAAGCGUUUGAGAAAGUACAGUGCAUGGUCAACACUUCAACUACAAACAAAUAUGCCUUUGCGACCAACAAAGGUGUGAUUUUUGGAUUUCUUGAUACUCAGAAGGGCUAUAAGUAUACAAAGGACAAAGAUGAAGCUUAUUUAACUGGAUAAACAAUAGAUUAAAUUGCUGAAAUCGAUGGAAAAUUACUUGUAACCACCUCACAUUUGGUAUAAGUUAGUGAUCAUGACACAAGCUGGGGUUGGAGGAAUGAAACAAGAUACCAUUCAACUCUAAUUGACCGGAAAACCAAGAAAGAAAUCAAAUUCAGCGAUGAAGUAUCGUUCCACAGUAUGAAGCAAGUUAAGGGAAGAAAAGAUCUAUUGAUGGCUUAUAUGAACGGUCUCUGCUUUCUUGAUAUUAAUUAUCUGAAAGUUACUCAUUUUUACAGUUAUGGCAUUUGUGACUUAAAUUUUACAAACACUUUUUGUUAAGUGGACAACGGGAGUGAACUGAAACUAGGGAUUGUCUCGUACGAUAAAAAAGUUUCAGCUGUGAAAGUUUGUUCCUUAAAAUAUUGA
Messenger RNA from Stylonychia lemnae, 840 nucleotides. The record is from the annotation of a GenBank genome assembly. Lineage: Eukaryota; Ciliophora; Spirotrichea; Sporadotrichida; Oxytrichidae.